AUGCCAGAAAUUGUUUCCUAUAAAAACAUAAAGCCAUUUGUGAGAUUGCAAGAUCCCAAACUAAGUGAAGGUAUCUCCGUGUUCAACAAUAGGUUACUUUGGGUCGAUAUCUUCAGAAGUGAAAUUUAUCUAUUAAAUAAACCUCUAGAUGAAGUUCCCCAAGACACAUUGAGUGAAGCUGAGAAACACGAAUUGAGAACUUUCCCCAUCAACCAUACGACAUAUGAUGGCGAAUAUCCAUUCGAUCAUACUAAGUACUCGGAGGUAGUCGGUGUUGUGUAUCCAUACGAUCAACAGAACCAGUAUAUUUUGUUCGGUUCCAAAUUUGGUAUUGGUAAGUUAGAGCUCAAAACCGGCAAAUGGACAUACCUGGUGACAUUUGACCGAUGCGACACGCUAACCAAAGAAAGGUUCAUGAGAUUGAGAUCUAACGACGGCGGAAUCUCCAAAGACGGCAAUUACUUGUACAUAGGUCUAAUGGACACCUUCAAUGAAGACUUGACCGACGAAGGCUGUAUUCUUGAAUAUGAGUUCAAGACAGACAAGUUGACGAUGUUAUUCAAUCGCUAUAAAGUGAAGAUCCCCAACUCUAUCCACUACGAUAAGACAGAUUCUAAUAUUCUGUACAUCACCGAUUCGUUGAAUUUCAAGAUCUGGAAGUACAAUAAACAAACAGACGAAAGAACGGAAUUGAUCAACGUCCAGAAAGUCAACAGCGAGUUCGAAUCACCCGAACCCGACGGAUCCCUAAUCGAUUACGAAGAUAACUUGUUUGUCACUGCCGUGUGGUCGACCAACAAGGUCCAAAUCUUCGACCUCAUCACAGGAACACUUCAAAGAGAACUGCUCUUGCCGGUCCCAAGAAUAUCCUGUUGCUGCAGAUACAAACACGACUUGUUCAUCACCACCGCCAACAUGAACAUCGACAACGACAAGACCCACGACAACGAAGACACCGUUGGUGGUUCCAUCUAUCGAAUCCCAAACGUGUUCAAAUCGACAACCACGGCCAGCACUAAAAUCUACCCAUCACUCUGA
This is a messenger RNA of Tetrapisispora phaffii CBS 4417, 1038 nucleotides long. RefSeq names its product regucalcin. NCBI's taxonomy places the organism in Eukaryota, Fungi, Ascomycota, Saccharomycetes, Saccharomycetales, Saccharomycetaceae. Bases 1 to 1038 code for a protein of 345 amino acids. The transcript has a single exon. The record is from RefSeq and is a predicted model, not a curated record. Gene Ontology annotation, molecular function: gluconolactonase activity; calcium ion binding. Gene Ontology annotation, biological process: L-ascorbic acid biosynthetic process.